Molecule: messenger RNA, 2736 nt
Organism: Ustilaginoidea virens
Lineage: Eukaryota; Fungi; Ascomycota; Sordariomycetes; Hypocreales; Clavicipitaceae
Exons: 3
Coding region: 1-2736 (911 amino acids)
Biological process (GO): rRNA processing
Cellular component (GO): small-subunit processome; nucleolus
Source: RefSeq, a predicted model, not a curated record
AUGCCGGGACGACAAGCGCACGGAAGGCCGCUGACAUCCGCGCCGAAGCCGAGAGUAGGCGGCAAGAAGGGCUCCAAGGCCAGGUCGCAAAAAAACGCUCUGGACGCAUUUGGCAUUGCCCAGGAUCUAUAUCCUACCAGCUUCAAGAAAACCCCUCGAGCUCGGGAGCUAGAGGCAGCCAUUGAGAGGAAGCACGGCAGGGACGGCAAUGACCAGAGCGGCGACGACGAAGACGACGACGACGAGCAGCAGCCGAGGAAGAAGCGAGCCAAGAUCCCCCCAAGAGGAGCCCCGGACGACGGUGCCGAGGAUGGCAGCGACAGCGAAGGCCACGAAUGGCGUUUGGGCGGCCUAAGAGAAGAUGACGAGGACUCCGAGAUUGAAAGCGACGACGCCUUUGGCGACAGCGACAACGAAAAGUUUCAGGAAUACUCAUUUCGCGGGAGUAAGGCGAAGCCGGAUGACGACGCCGAGGACGAUUCAAGCGACGACGAGGGCGAAACCCUCGGCGCGGACGCCGUUGACCUGGCGACUGCCUUGGAUCAAUGGGAAGAAGAUUCGGAUCCAGGGCAGGACGUGGAGGAAGCAUCCGACUCGGGCGUAUCUGAUGAAGAAGAGGAUGGCCAGGGGGGCGAAGACAGUGAUGACGACGACGAAGACGGCGGCGAUGGCGAUGGCGACGACGACGACGACGACGAACCUGACUCUGGAAAACUCAAGGCCUUGGAAGGAGUCAUUUCCGAAUACGGCGGAGAACCAAAGGCGGACGGUAAAACCAAAGCCGGGGCCGCUGCGAAGCUUUCCCUCGGGGACCUGGGCCUCUCCGGCUUGAACGACCCCUUUAUGAAAAAGUCGGUCAAGCUCAUCAACAAGGAAGCCAAGCGCAAGCGCCCCGGGGCGACGCAGAAACUGGCGGUCCCCCUGUCGCGCCGAGAGCAGGGCCGGCUGGACCGCAGCGCCGCCCUCGAAAAGACAAACGAGACGCUGGAUCGCUGGACCGAGACGGUCAAGCACAACCGACGGGCCGAGCACCUCGCCUUCCCGCUCGCCCAGAACUCCGCGACGGCGGGCCUGGACGCGUCGGAGAUGCAGCCCCUCGACGCGGCCGGCCCCGCCAACGAGCUCGAGUCGGCCGUCCUGUCCAUCAUGCAGCAGAGCGGGCUGUCGAUGCGCAAGGCGCCCAAGCCCAAGCCCCAGCCCCAGCCCCGCGAGCUCGACGACGAGGGCAACGCGCUGUCGCGGAAGGAGGCGCUGGCCAGGAAGCGCAUGGAGCGCGAGCUCAGCUCCCGCGAGGCCAAGCGCGCCAAGCGCAUCAAGAAGAUCAAGAGCAAGGCGUACCACCGGGUCCACAGGAAGCAGCGCGAGCGCGACGACGCGGCCGCCCGCGAAGCCAUGCAGGAGGCGGGCGACGUCGACUCCGAGGACGAGAGGGAGGCGCAGGAUCGCCGCCGCGCCCUGGAGCGAGUCGGCCAGCGCCACAAGGAGAGCAAGUGGGCCAAGAUGGGCGCCCGGGCGAAGCGCGCCGUGUGGGACGACGACUUCCGCGCCGGCCUGACGGAAAUGGCUCGCAAGGACCAGGAGCUGCGCCAAAGGAAGGAGGGAAAGACGGCGGCGGCGGCGGCGGCGGCGGGCGGCUCCGACUCUGACGCAACGAGCAGCUCGGGAUCCGACGACGACGACGAUGACGACGGCGACGACGAUAUCCGUCGCCGGCUCCAGGACCUCGAGGCUGAAGACGACGCGCCUCAGUCCGGGCUGAUGAAGAUGCGGUUCAUGCAAAAGGCCGAGGCUGCCAAGAAGCAGCAAAACGACGACAUGAUUCGCCAAAUCAGACGAGACCUCGACGGCCAGCAAGACUCGGAAGAAGUCGAGGUCCAGGUCGGCCGACAAAGCUACGGCACCGCCAAACCCGCCGCCUCCGCCUCCCCCCUGACCUCGACCGCCCCGUCGUCGUCCAAAGCAACGCGCGGGUCUGCAGCGCCCGACCACGACGACAACACCGGCGUCGCCAUCAUCACCAAGAGCCAGGGCCCCACGACCGCCUCGCCAGCCCCCUCCCCGGCCGGCGCCUGGUCCCGCGGCGAAGCUCGCCGCAAAGUCCCCGCCAAGGACCUCGACGUCAACGCCACCAUCCUCACGGCCUCCCGCCGCCCCGCCGCCCCCAAGGCCGCUGCAGCCGCCGCAGCCGCCGCAGCUGCCGUCCCCGACGACGAAUCCGACUCGGACCCCGACCCCGACCCCGACCUCGACUCCGACCUUCAACACCUGCCUCUCGCCAUCCGUGACCAAGCUCUCGUCGCCCGCGCCUUUGCCGGCGACGACGUCGUCGCCGAAUUCGCCCGCGAGAAGGACGCAGUCGCCCAGGCGGACGAUGACAAGGUCAUCGACAACACGCUGCCGGGGUGGGGGUCCUGGGUCGGCGAUGGCGUCAGCAACCGCGACAAGAAGCGUCAUCAGGGAAGGUUCCUGACCACGGUCAAGGGCAUCAACAAGAAGGACAGGCGGGAUGCUAAGCUGGACAAGGUCAUCAUCAGCGAGAAGCGCAUAAAAAAGAACGAUCGCUACCUUGCGUCCCAGCUGCCCCAUGUUUUCGAGUCGCGUCAGCAGUAUGAGCGUUCGCUCAGAUUACCAGUCGGGCCGGAAUGGAUGACAAAGGAGACGUUCCAGGACAGCACCAAACCAAGAGUGCUCAUGAAACAAGGCAUCAUUGCCCCUAUAUCUAAGCCAAUCUUGUGA